Messenger RNA from Beta vulgaris subsp. vulgaris (sugar beet), 534 nucleotides. RefSeq lists its product as uncharacterized. The transcript has a single exon. NCBI's taxonomy places the organism in Eukaryota, Viridiplantae, Streptophyta, Magnoliopsida, Caryophyllales, Amaranthaceae. The record is from RefSeq and is a predicted model, not a curated record. The coding region runs from base 1 to 534 and encodes 177 amino acids.
AUGCUGGGAGAACCAGUUGAUUUAAGAACUAUCAUUUCAAGAACUAGGGCUGACUGGAAUUUUUGUAAAGGUGAUGUUGAAUAUCUGGAUAUGGGUAAUCAUUGGGUUCUCAUUCAGUUUGCUAAUCUUGGUGAUCUCUUUCUUGUCUGGUCUGAAAGGCCUUGGCAUGUUAUGGGGGAGUUGUUUGUAAUUUAUCCUUGGAGGGCCCAUUUUUAUCCCUUUAUAGAAGAGAUUAAAUGGGUUGAUCUAUGGGUAAGAAUCCCUCGCUUCCCUACUGAAUUACUUAAUUUUGAAUCUGUUGCUAAGCUCUUGGUUGUACAUUUUGUUAGCUCUUUGAUCAAACUAGACUUUAGGUCUUUGUUGAGGCAUAAAAUAAGGUUUGCUCGUGCUUGCAUUAGAGUUGAUAUUAUUGUCCCUCUUGUUGAGUAUGCUGAAAUUAAACGUGUUGGUGGUGUUGAUUGUGGUUAUCUAAUAUGUUAUGAAGAUUUUUCUGUGGGGUGUUCAUUUUGUGGGUGUGAUGCUUAUACUAUUUAG